CCAGAUGCGCCGCCUAAUAAACACCAAUUCCCACCAGUCCCCGCUGCCCCCGUUCGUCGCCACCGAGUCCGGCGUCGGCGUCCGCCUCGACGUCGGCGGCCUCCUCCCCCGUGUGGUGUCCAAGCGCGGCGCCGACAUCGUCGACGGCCGCGGCGGCCUACUCGUCCUGCGCGAGCGCAGCAAAAAGUUCUGGGAGCUCAAUCUCGUCCUCUGCAGCCCGCUGGAGAGGUCAUACCGGCGGUUGCCGCCGGUGAAUAUCAGUCGGUACGACAUGGCCUGCGCCGCUUUCGUUCCUCUCCAGGGCGUCGGUUUCCGCGUCGCUGUCGUGCUCUUCGGCGGCGCUGACGACUUGUCCCGCUACGCUGUUCUGGUCUACGACUCCGCUAGCGCUCCCCCAGCCUGGAAGGUGACCACCGGCUCCCGGCAGCGCGGGGAACGGCAUUACAAUGCCCACGAGGGCCCGUCCGUCGUUGUCGGCGACGUCGUGUACAGUCUUCAAGACGAGCACAUCAUGGUGGUGGACACUACCAAGAUGACAAUGUCCGUGUUGCCGGAGCCGGUGGCCCGUCCCGACUGGCUGAUUGAGGGCGACCACUGGAUCGGCAAGACCGAGGACGGCCGUCUGUGCUUCUUCGUGUUCCACGACUACAAGCCGCUUCUUGUGGCGAGGUGGGCUCUUGGAGCGGAUAGCAAGUGGACUCCGCAGCAGCCGUUGUGGCUGCCCCCGGAGCUCCACGGCGAGAAGCUCACGACGGAAAUCUCCUCUUCCUCCAAGCGUGUGAGAUUCGCUGGGUUCUGCGAGGGCAGCAGGAUGCUCUUCUUCGUCAUGGACGAUUGGGUGGUUCCUUUCGACAUCGAGACGUUGGAGAUGGAAAGGCUGUGGUGCUGCGAUACCGACGAGCCGCGGCGGCUUGGAGGGCUUAGCAAGGUGUACCCGUACGAGAUGCUGCCGUGGCCUCCGAUGCUCAAAGAUUUCGCCCAUUAAUUGUGUCUUCACUGCCAGAUCAAAUGCAACGGGCUUCUCCCAGUCGUUUAGUCGCCCUCCUCCCAUCAUUGUAGUCCCAAGCAUUGAAGCUAGGAGAGCGUUCAGCGAUCAACAACAGGAGGCGCCUCUGACAGUAGUAUCACUUGGCAUCCAGCGGCGAGUGAUGUACAAUGGCACAAGUGGCACCAUCUUUGUUUCUUUUUCCUUAUGUUGAAAAUUGUGUUAGCAGUCGCAUACUUAUGGUAUGUACUUUACUAAUGCUUUGGCCUGAA
Messenger RNA from Triticum aestivum (bread wheat), 1257 nucleotides. RefSeq lists its product as uncharacterized. Lineage: Eukaryota; Viridiplantae; Streptophyta; Magnoliopsida; Poales; Poaceae. The transcript has 2 exons. The record is from RefSeq and is a predicted model, not a curated record. Bases 5 to 985 code for a protein of 326 amino acids.